CCCAUCCCUCCUCCGUUCGGCACACGACGUCCCUUUACCAUCCUUCAUCAGUUUCUCGUGAGUACGUGCGUCGAAGAGGAACGACUCGACCACCCUUUUUCGAAUAAAGCAGCGUGUUUCUGUGUUAUCGUCUGCUAAACAUUCAACAAGGACUAUGUUAGAUAUAUUUUAAGUGAUUCUAAGAGAAUGGGAACCUUCUAGAUGCGUUCUAAGGCGAACUGACGGUAUUUGGAAGAGUUUAUAGAAUCUUGUUUCUUUGUUUACAGAUAAUUUCCUGUUUAUAAGUUUAGAUUUCAAUAUCUUCAUCUUCUAAGUAAAUGGCGGGUAAUCAUUCGAAAAUGUUUGACAAACCAAGAGCUUUCACCGAAGCCACAAAUUUUGUGAAUCCUUAAGUUUGAAAAUUUUCCCCCUGACUGAUACAUGAACCUGGCAGCACAGGAGCCGACCGGCCUGGCCAAAAGGAACGAUUAUCUACCUUCUGAGGGAAGAAAAGAAUAAUAACAAAAAAGAGAGUAUUCAACAUCCCCCACACGGAACAAAAGAAGGGGUCACAAAAAAGGGGGGAAAGUGAGCGAGUGUGAGCCCCUUGAGUGGUUACGGAAAGGAGAGUGAACCAAUCAGCGGGCUCCGCGAUGAUGUCAUCGGAGGAGGACCCCGAUUUGGGUCUACUGGAGGACAGUAAAGCUCUGAUGAAUAAGACCUCUGCCAAGACGAAACGAGUGAGGCAGCGAGUAGAUGCGGGUGAACCGAGGAACAGUUACGCAAGCAUCCCCAACUUUAGUUCACGCUCUCCCGCGAGUUUAGCUUCUCUUUAUUCUCAUCACUCCGCUACGAAUGGAUACGCGAGCAAAAUGCUCUGCGAAUUAUUAGGAACUGGGCUGAGAGUGCCUUCAUCCCAGAAUAAGGACCAGGAUAUGAUUGUUUUGGACGCUACUAGCAACGGUGGAAUGAACGGGUCGAGUCCCGUUACUCUUGGAUCGAACCCGGGAAGGAUGUUUGUGAACGGCGGCGGGGAAUUGAUGUACGGAGGAAGGAUGCCGGAGAGUCCCGAGCGGUGCAGCAGUGGUGGCAGCGCGGCGAGCAGCAACAGCCACCUCCUGCGGGACAUACUGCAGCAGGGGAGGAAACAGUCCGGUCACGGUCGAGAGAGCCCGGGAUGCGGAGGAGGAGGGGAGGUGGUUUCUUUUGCCGGAAGCAGGCCGUCCGAGAAACUCGACGACGAAGAUUCAAAUGAGAGUAAAGCGAGUUGUAGGAUGUCGUCGGCUGCAGGUAGAGUUUCUCCGGCGAUCGACGCCUCGUCUGCUCCGAGUCCGGCCGGCUCUUCGCCUAGGAGUAGCCCCGGCAUUCACUCUACGACCGACAGUGGCGCCACCUGGCAGCAAUCUGAAAAUCCUCUCCUUCCACCCGGUAACUCCACCUCCCUCGAAGUGAAGCGAGCUCGGGUCGAGACCAUAGUGAGUAACAUGCUUCAGGGUCCGACACCCCGCAACAACGGUAACGGUUCUGGUAUGCCUGACCCACAACCUCCCGUCAAUGGAUGCAAAAAGCGAAAACUUUAUCAACCACAACAACAUGAUACUGCGAAUAGAAACCCAUCAUCAACAAACGGUGAAAUAUACGACGAUGAAGAUGAUUUCGGAAAUGAUGGUAGCCCAUUGCCUAAACGAAGGAAUACGGGCAAUUCAGCCGCUGGACUUUUUACUUUUCGCCAACAAUUGCGACACAUGCAACAGCAAUUAGUCGCUAUGCAACAGCAAUAUAUGGAAAUGGUGGAUGGUGACAGUACAGAUGAGGACGUUCCGUCAGCCAACAAUAAUAACAACGCUCCACCUACUGUGAACGACCGGCCAAAAAGUGCCGAUACUUCGGACUGUGAAGACGUUAAACCUCGAAUUGAUCAUAAAGAGGUGAACGGACCUUCUUCUUUUGUGGAUUACGAUAACGCGAGCAUGUACGACGAACAAAGACGAUUAGUGAUCGACGAUACCAAAGAACUAAGUGUUUCAACGAAUAAUACACCCACUAAACUCAGUUUGCAGGAAUUAAGGCAAUCCUGUAUAGUGCAGCCAUCUCCAUGCCUUAACGUAGACUAUGAGUGGUUAAAAGAAUCUCUUAAGGCUGAGUUGUCCACCUCUCUUUCCCAAGUGGUCGAUGCAGUUGUUUCAAAGUGUGUCCAACAAAGAGCAGCUCAGUCCAAGAUGACGCCUACAAAUCAAGAAUCAUCAAAAGAUCCGACACUGUUGUCUCAAAUGUUGGAUAGAAAAUCUCCACGGACUGGUAAAGUCAUCGAUCGUGGGACGAGAGUGAACGGCCAUGGGGGUUUGUGCGGUCUUCGGACAAGUCCUUAUCCACCGGACAUCGGAACAGCCCCUAAACCACCCUUCUACUUUCCUCUAAAACCACCAGCGAGUGUUGCGGCAACGGCAGCUUUCCUUUACGGCUCUCCUCCUCAAAUGCCCUCACUUUCUCAAUCGUAUUCUUCUCCGGCCAGUUCUACGCCCACCCCUCAGGACCUUCCCGAACAAACAGAGGCCAUGUCACUAGUGGUGGCCUCUAAGAAAAAGCGACAUAAAGUGACAGACACCCGACUUAAUCAACGAGGUGGACCUAGCGGUCAACUCUGUGGAAUGAGAUCUGCGGAUACUUCUCAAGACGUCAGUCCCAAAUACUCCGGAAUGAUGGACAAUUUACCAUCUUCCGAUUCCCUUCCUCCAUCGCACAUCUAUUCUCAUCAUCCCCCACCGCCACCCCUGGUACCGGUCAGCUUACCGACCACCGUGGCCAUCCCGAAUCCCAGUCUUAAUCAAUCCGAACUCUUCCAACAUUUUCCAUACAGCCAUCACCGACUCUCUCAACAUUUUGCCAAUCUUGAGGGGCCCGAUGACGAUGGGGGCCCACCCCCCAUGGGACUGCAUCACUCCGGUCCCUCCAUUCAUCCUCUUCUAUCUUUCCAUCAGCGAGGAUCCCCGGACUCUCUCCACCUUUCUCACAUGAAGCAGGAUAGUGGAGAUAUAUCAGAUGCCGGAGAUAGUCCUGCCACCUAUGAAUCCGGCAUGCCUAUGAUAUCCUUUCUACCAUCGAUGCACACGAGUACCUUGACGCCAAUGCACCUAAGAAAGGCGAAGUUGAUGUUCUUUUUUGCCCGAUACCCAAGCUCCGCCGUCCUCAAGAUGUACUUUCCCGACAUCAAAUUCAACAAGAACAACACAGCACAGCUCGUCAAGUGGUUCUCAAACUUCAGAGAGUUCUUCUACAUCCAAAUGGAAAAGUAUGCUCGCCAAGCAAUGUCCGAAGGAAUUAAGGCUGCAGACGACUUGAAAGUGACGGCAGACUCUGAACUCCUACGAGUUCUGAAUCUACACUACAAUCGAAACAAUCAUAUCGAGGCACCAGAAAAUUUCCGGUAUGUUGUAGAGCAGACUCUCCGAGAAUUCUACAAGGCUCUAGUCGCUGGAAAGGACGCUGAGCAGUCUUGGAAGAAGUCUAUCUACAAGAUUAUCGCCCGACUGGACGACAACGUACCCGAAUACUUCAAAUCGCCGAACUUUUUGGACACACUGGAGUGACGGUGGUGGAACUUAUGAACCCCCGUGCCUUCUCUGCCCCCGUGUUUUGCCGUCACACCUCUACUUGACUGCCAACAAAUGCGAGGAUUCACAGACUCAUGAAAUGCUGCUGCUUACGUUUUCAGAGAUUUAUGAUCAGUUCGGAACAGAAAUCAAACCUUUCUGAAGUGUUUGGCCUUGCCAAGAAAGCAAACAAACGUUCACACGCAAGCAUAAAAGACGUUUUUACAUAGGUUCUUGUGCAACGUCAAAACCGAAGGACGCGCAAGGUUGUAUAUAAGAUAUGAAUGACGUGAAAAAAAAGACUAUAAAAAAAGAAGGAAUUCGUGCCCUUCAGAACAAAGUUACUUUUUCUUUUUUAAAAAAAAAAAUCUAGAAUUGAAAUAACUGAAGACAGGAACAAAGUAUUAUUUUUCAAUGCGAACUGGAAAAGGAAUUAUUUGAAAAUUUAGGAAUUGGCACUAAAAAGGAGUUCGGUGACAAAAAAUUCGUUUUUUGCAAUUGUAACAACAAUAUUGUAAAGGAGAUAAGUGUAUAGCUUGUGUCAUUUAGUUUCGGAGUUUCUCCAAAGAUGGAGCUGGUAGUAACUCACAAUCUUUUCGACACUUUUUCUUCCUUCCAUAAAAUUUGGUUUUUGUCACUUAACUCCAUUUUUCAAUGUAAACUCCUCAACGGAUUUAAGAUUUAUUUAAAAUUUUAAUUUUGUUACCUCUAUUUGAAUAGAAUCAAUCCCAUAAAGUCUAAUGUAAAACAAAAAUAUUGUUAUUGUCUUAAAAAGUUGUGGAACGUAUUUUGAAAAGUUAGAACUAUGUUACACAUUAAAAUACGUAUGUAUAAAACACUUUUAACGCAGAGUUUUAUAUAUGUGUUAAUGAAAAAAAAUAAAGGGUUGAAUUAAUUGUUACGAAAAGAAAUAAAUAAAAUUAACGGGCACUGUUAAAAUGAUUAAAACUGUUAAAAUAAUUUGGCUUGUUGAACACCAAGACGAUGCAGUUUUAGUAACUUGUGUCGAAUUGGACAAUAUAACUUUUAAAUUCAUGAUUAUCUAGUUCAUCUUCAAUGAAAUCUCUGAUUUUUUGCUACGUUAUUACGAACCAAAACUUUUAAGAACGGAGAGAAUAAUCUUAAAAUGAAAUUAUAAAAAUUGGGAAAAAAAUAUUUAACAUGUUCUAGUUGUUAUUUAAAGCUUUGUCACAAACUUCAGUUAUUUCAAUUUAUUGGAAUCUGUAACAAAAGGUUUACAUGUACAGAAUACUGUUUAUUCUUUUAUUAUAUUGUCUUUUACAAACUAUUAUUUAAACAAAACAAUUAUGUUAAUGAUCACAUUGUGUGAUCUAGUCAAAGAUUCAUACCAAAGUAUAUUUUUCCUCAUUUUAGAAAAAAAAAAUGAAAUUAACUACACCAGUUAUGUGAAUAUAUGUAUACCUAUAGACGUUGACUUCACUUUAAGAGCACCGUAUUCCUGCUUUUAUAAAAUGUUUUGACUGCUUUCAACUCAUUUUUUAAACAAAUAAAAGCAAGCUGUAGAAACUGUUUAGUUUUGGAAGCAUCAUAACUGUAAUCCAUAAAGGAUAAUCUGAAUCUCAUACAAUUUUACUUCUGAGUACACUUUUAAAAAAAAUUUGUGUGAAUUUUAACUAGGAACAAAAACUAUUUCAGUGAUUUAAUGUUUUAAAAAGGCGAAAUCAGAGGUGAUUUUUUGAAAAAAUAGACGCAUUAGGAACAAUCAUUGCAUUUUAAAAUAGAUGUUAAUAGGGGUGCUUAGUAGAAAACGUUAAAUGACAUUCCAGUAAAUUUAAGAACAAUAAAAAGCUUUUUACAAAACAUAUUUUUCGGUUGACAUUUGCCUUCUUUAAAAAAAAAAACUUUUAACAAAUUAUCACACCAACUUAUUUUUGCAACUAAUUCCAAUUUCUUACAGUCAAUUUCAAAUUCUUAUAGCCAAGCUAUUCUUUUUUAACAAAUUCCAAAUUCUUAUAGUCCAUCUAUUUUUACAACAAAUUCCAAAUUCUUACAACGAAUUCAAAUUUUUAUGGAUAAUCUGUUAUUUCGAAUAAUUCUGAACCCUUAUAGCCAACCUAUUCCUACAACUAAGUUCAAUAAAAAACGUUCUUAAACUAUGAAAUUUGUUUUCAAAAUGUCACUGAGCAGGUUCUUCUACUAAGCUCCAAUUCAAAUAGAAUAAAAAAUGGCUAAAAAAACUGUUCUAAAAUGUUCUACGAUAUGUUUCAAGCACCCCAAUAAUAAAUAUUUAAAAAAUAUCCAAUUUACAUUACUUGCAAUUUUUUUAAAUGUAAAUAUCUGGAUUAUAACAGAAUGCAAUUUAUUUUUCUUGCUUUAUUCGUAAUAUAAUUAAUAGAAUAAAAACAGAAAUUUAAAGUGAAUGGAUUUUUUUAUUCCUAUUAUUAUCAGCAAAAUGAUCAAAGAGGAAACAUAAAAUCAAACCAGUCAUAUUUCAAAACAUUCCGUAAAUUUAGUCAUUUUUUGGACGGUGAAUUACAUUUUUUUUAUUAUUAUUUGUUUAUUGUAACUAGUCAGAGUUUCUAUUACAAAAUACUAAUUUAUUGUUUUAUUUUUUAUUGUAUCCAUUAUUAUUUCUGUGUAGAUUUAUUUUAUGUAUUAUUUUUAGUGUGUUUAAAAAAAUGUUUCUUCAUGAAAAAAUUAGGUCUGGUCAUAAAUUUGGGACUUGUACCCUGUUGCAACUCAUUGAUGUUCAUAAAGUCCGUAAUUGCGUUUAACGGAUGAAAUUCAAAAGUAGGAAUUAUUGAGUUCGAACAAGAUCCAACUUUAUAACCAGGCUCAUUGUUUUACCAAAGAUUAUUCAGUUUAUUCCAAAUUAUAAUCGGUGCAAAAUUGUCAAAAAUUCAGUAUUUUUAUUUAGCUGUAUAUAAUUAAAUAUCGGGAACUUAGUUUGCUCGUGUGUAAAACUCUAGUCAAAGAAUCUCAUUCAAUUGUUUUGAAUUGAAUCUAUUCAUGAGUAUGUGAAAUCCUUGUAAGAAAAAUCAAAAAUCUUUAUCGAGUAGAUUUGAAAGUUCCUGGUGCAACAAAUUAUAAAACAAUUCUAGUCGAAAACCUGUCGUGAAAUUUUUAAAGUUGAAAAAAAAACUGUAGCUUUAGUUUCUAUCAGGCAUAUAAAAACCUUUUGUUUUGUUUAGAUACAUUAAAAAUCUUUUUAUCACAUUUUUAAAGUUAUUUAAACGGCAUACCAUCUUCAAAACUCAUUAAUUCUAAAAAAGAAAUGUUUGUUAAAAUACUUUUGGGAAAUUUUAAAUAAUACGAUUCUAUACAUGCGAAAACUUUAAAUUUAUAUUUGUUACUAGAUACAUCUACAAAAGUAUUAAAGCGUUGAAAGAAUUAUUUCCUCUUUAAGAGCUUUUCCGUAUGAUUUAGUAAUCACCAGUCACUUUUCUUUUACUAACGCCACCUGGAGGUGGAGGACGUAUCUAAUGUCGUAGAAGAGAAAAUCCUUGCAAAAUGAAAUCAUUUCCUUCUCUUUCUUUUAAUGGCGGACAUCCUUUUAGGAGAAGCUGGGAACAAAGCGUGCUCUUUUUUUUUUUAUAAAGAUAUGUAACAUCCUCAUAGUCAUUCUUGCAGCGCACGCUUUUAUUUUUGAAGAUUAUCUUACGCAACUAUGAUCAUAAUUUCCCUAAUAUUCAAGAGUAAAUAGAUAUUUACAUUUCUUUUGUACUUCGAAAAAAAAAUGGCGCGAAACUAAAAGCGUCAUUUACAUUUUACGCCUAAGUUUCUAAUUAUUUAAUUUUUUUUAGUUAAUAAAAAAUGAUUUAAAAUUAUUAAUCAAAUAGCUUUUAUACACUUCUUUAUACUAAGAAUUUUAAAGUGUGCGAAGAAAAUUUCUUCUUUUUCGGCAAGCGAUUUUAAACUUUUCCAUCAAUAGUAAUUAUUUUUUUCUUUUCUAUUUAAAUAUAUGCAAUACUUAAAUUAAUUGUAAAAUAUUAUAAAAAAUUAAAUAUUUAAAAAAUAAAAAAAAUAGCUUUAAUAGAAGGUGGAAAGAAGGGCGGAAAAAUUAAGAGAGACACGUUUCCAAUUUUAAAGUCCUGGUAGAAACUCAAGUUUCGAAAAAUAGUAUCAUUUUUUUCUCCUUAAGAGUUUAUAUCAAGAAUUAAAGAAAUCACUUUAAAUAUUUUUUUUCAUUAAUAUCUGAACCAACCACAUAUCGUGACGAUUGUAUUAACCCUAGGUUCAUAACUUACAUAGAAGUUCAUCUCUUUCUUUUUAAAAGUCAGGAAUGUUUACGAUUUUGCGCGGUUAGUGAAACGAAUGUUUAUGAAUCUAGGUUUAAUAAAUAAUUUCGAAGUCAUUUUCAGGAAUCAAAUUUUAAGAAUUAUAGUUACCAGAAGAAACAAUUCACGGACAAAAAAAAAAAAGUGAACCUUUUAUAUGUGUAUAGUAGUCACUUUAUUCCGACUAAUUGUGAAGUUUUAUUAAAAAGUAUUAUGUGAUUUGUACAAACAUGUUAAUUAUACUAAAGUGUGAAUUUAUUGCUACGUAAAACAACACAUUCCUGCCUCUGAACAUUUCAUAUUGUUCAUAAGAUGUUUAUUGUACACAGCUGUACAUUGUACACAGUUUUCAAACCUUUAUUAUUAUGGAACGAUUACAGAUCUAGAGUGAAGAAUAGGUUAUAUGUACACUGUGAAAAGAUAAAAAAAAAAAUGUUUUUUGCACAUUAUGGUAAAGUUUCCGGUGCUUGGAAAUGAAUUGUUAUUUUGUAGAGAGCGCACUUUACGUACGCUGUUCUUAUAUUUAUUGAAGCUGCCCUACCCUUUAUAGAACAUUUAUGAACACUUCUUUAUAUAUAUUUUUUCCUCUUUUUUUAUUGGUUCACUCAUUUCACUUUCUCCCCAAACGUGAUAUAUAGAAAUUAUCUCUCUCUUUCUCUCUGGAAAGUUUGUGAAAAAUAUUCAUGUAUACACUUCUUUUAAUAGAAGUUAUCAAGUGUAUAUUUAUUGCUGUUCUUUCUAUACCUAUAAUUCACUCACAAAUCUAUAUAUACAUAUAAUAUAUUCAUUUAAAUUUAGCUCAAAUAAAAAAAAAAAGAUUUUUUAAA
Parasteatoda tepidariorum (common house spider) is the source of this 8634-nucleotide messenger RNA. It is a transcript of the gene pros, whose product is annotated as homeobox protein prospero. Gene Ontology annotation, cellular component: nucleus. The record is from RefSeq and is a predicted model, not a curated record. Gene Ontology annotation, biological process: regulation of transcription by RNA polymerase II. Gene Ontology annotation, molecular function: DNA-binding transcription factor activity, RNA polymerase II-specific; RNA polymerase II cis-regulatory region sequence-specific DNA binding. Lineage: Eukaryota; Metazoa; Arthropoda; Arachnida; Araneae; Theridiidae.